Messenger RNA from Lipotes vexillifer (Yangtze River dolphin), 6760 nucleotides. It is a transcript of the gene LOXHD1, whose product is annotated as lipoxygenase homology PLAT domains 1. The coding region runs from base 1 to 6624 and encodes 2207 amino acids. The record is from RefSeq and is a predicted model, not a curated record. Gene Ontology annotation, cellular component: stereocilium. Gene Ontology annotation, molecular function: protein binding. Lineage: Eukaryota; Metazoa; Chordata; Mammalia; Artiodactyla; Lipotidae. The transcript is spliced from 40 exons. Gene Ontology annotation, biological process: sensory perception of sound.
AUGAUGCCCCAGAAGAGAAAGAGGAGGAAGGAGGACAUCGACUUUCUAGCCCUGUAUGAGCAGGAGCUGCUGAGCUACGCCUCGGAAGACGACGAAGAGGAGCUGCAGCACGAGUACUACAAGGCCAAAGUGUACGAGGUGGUCACAGCCACGGGGGAUGUUCGUGGCGCAGGGACCAAUGCCAAUGUCUUCAUCACCAUUUUUGGAGAGAAUGGGCUCUCUCCCAAGCUCCAUCUUACCAGCAAGAGCGAAUCUGCCUUUGAGAAAGCCAACAUCGAUGUGUUCCGGGUGAGAACCAAUAAUGUGGGCCUCAUCUACAAAAUCAGGAUCGAGCAUGACAACACAGGCUUGAACGCCAGCUGGUACCUGGACCGUGUGAUUGUGACCGACAUGAAGCGGCCUCACCUCCGUUACUAUUUCAACUGCAACAACUGGCUGAGCAAGGUGGAGGGUGACCGCCAGUUGUGUCGCGACCUGUUGGCCAGCUUCAACCCCAUGGACGUGCCUAGAGGUAACAAGUAUGAAGUCAAGGUGUACACUGGUGAUGUCAUAGGUGCAGGGACUGAUGCUGACAUCUUCAUCAAUAUCUUUGGAGAGUAUGGAGACACAGGUGAGCGUAGGCUGGAGAAUGAAAAGGACAACUUUGAAAAGGGAGCAGAAGACAAGUUCACAGUGGAUGCCCCGGAUCUAGGGCAGCUCAUGAAGAUCAAUGUUGGCCACAAUAACAAGGGGGUGUCUGCAGGCUGGUUCCUGUCAAAGAUUGUCAUUGAAGAUAUUGGGAAUAAAAGAAAAUAUGAUUUCCCUCUUAACCGCUGGCUGGCCUUGGAUGAAGACGAUGGCAAAAUUCAGAGGGAUAUCUUAGUGGGCGGAGCUGAGACCACAGCCAUCUCAUAUAUUGUCACCGUCUUCACUGGGGAUGUCCGGGGUGCUGGGACCAAAUCCAAAAUCUACCUGGUCAUGUUCGGGGCCAGAGGGAAUAAGAACAGUGGGAAAAUCUUCCUGGAGGGCGGUGUGUUUGACCGUGGCCGCAGAGACAUCUUCAACAUCGAGCUGGCUGUCCUCCUCAGCCCAUUGAGCCGGGUCUCCAUCGGACAUGGCAAUGUGGGAGCCAACAGAGGCUGGUACUGUGAGAAGGUGGUGAUUUUGUGCCCCUUCACUGGCAUCCAGCAGACCUUCCCUUGCAGCAGCUGGCUGGAUGAGAAGAAGACAGAUGGGCUGAUCGAGAGGCAGCUCUACGAGAUGGUGUCUCUCAGGAAGAAGAGGCUGAAAAAAUUCCCAUGGUCCCUGUGGGUCUGGACGACCGACUUGAAGAAAGCUGGUACCAACUCUCCUAUCUUCAUCCAGAUUUAUGGGAAGAAGGGGCGGACAGAUGAGAUUCUCCUGAAUCCCAACAACAAGUGGUUCAAACCCGGAAUAAUUGAGAAAUUUAGGAUUGAGCUCCCAGACCUCGGCAGGUUUUAUAAGAUUCGGGCAUGGCAUGAUAAAAGGAGUCCUGGUUCUGGAUGGCAUUUAGAAAGGAUGACCCUGAUGAACACCCUGACCAAGGACAAGUAUAACUUCAACUGCAAUCGCUGGCUGGAUGCCAAUGAGGAUGACAAUGAGAUCGUUAGGGAAAUGACUGCCGAGGGUCCAACAGUACGGAGGAUAAUGGGCAUGGCCCGGUACCGCGUGACAGUGUGCACUGGGGAACUUGAAGGUGCGGGAACGGAUGCCAACGUCUACCUCUGCCUUUUUGGUGAUGUGGGGGACACGGGGGAGCGGCUGCUCUACAACUGCAGGAAUAACACCGACCUGUUUGUGAAGGGCAACGCCGAUGAGUUCACCAUUGAGUCCGUCACCAUGCGGAAGGUAAGGCGGGUGAGGGUCAGACACGACGGCAAAGGCAGCGGCAGUGGCUGGUUCCUGGAGCGGGUGCUGGUGAGAGAGGAGGGGCAGCCCGAGAGCGACAACGUGGAGUUCCCUUGUCUCAGGUGGUUGGACAAGGAUAAGGAUGAUGGGCAGUUGGUCCGAGAGUUGCUGCCCAGCGACAGCAAUGCGACACUAAAGAACUUCCGCUAUCACAUCAGCCUGAAGACUGGGGACGUCCCUGGGGCCAGCACAGAUUCCACAGUCUACAUCAAGCUCUAUGGGGACAAAUCUGACACCAUCAAGCAAGGUCUUCUUGUCUCUGACAACAACCUGAAAGACUACUUUGAACGUGGCCAGGUGGAUGAGUUCACCCUGGAGACCCUGAACAUUGGACCCAUCAACCGGCUGGUGAUCGGGCACGACAACACAGGCAUGAACGCCAGCUGGUUCCUGGGCAGCAUCCAGAUCCAUGUGCCCCGCCAAGGCAAGCAGUACAUCUUCCCUGCCAACCGCUGGCUAGACAAGAACAAGGCCGACGGGCGCCUGGAGGUGGAGCUGUACCCCAGCGAUGUCGUGGACAUCCAGAAACUGAUCCACUACGAGGUUGAGAUUUGGACAGGGGAUGUGGGCGGCGCAAGCACCACUGCCCGAGUCUACAUGCAGAUCUACGGCGAGGAAGGCAAGACAGAGGUGCUCUUCCUCUCCAGCCGCUCAAAAGUGUUUGAGCGGGCAUCCAAGGACACAUUCCAGCUGGAGGCGGCGGACGUGGGCCAGGUCUUCAAGAUCCGGCUCGGCCACACGGGCGAGGGCUUGAGCCCCAGCUGGUUCGUGGACGCCGUGUGGCUGCGGCGCGCUGCAGUGCGGGAGGAGGACCUUACGCCCGAGGACGAGGCGCGCAGGAAGAAGGAGAAGGACAAGUUGCGGCAGCUGCUCGAAAAGGAGCGUCUGAAGGCCAAGCUGCAGAGGAGGAGGAGGAGGAAGGGCAGCGACGAGGGGGACGAGGGGGACGAGGGGGAGGAGUCCUCGGAGGAGGAGGAGGGCGCGGAGACCGAGGAGGAGGAGGAGGAGCAGUUCGGACCCGGCAUGCAGGAGGUGAUCGAGGAGUACAAGUUCGACGCCCGCCGCUGGCUGGCCCGGGGCAAGGAGGACAAUGAACUUGUCGUGGAGCUGGUGCCCGCAGGCCGAGAGGGUCCUGAGCCCAACACCUACGAGGUCCAGGUGAUCACGGGGAGUGUGCCCAAGGCCGGCACCGAUGCCAAUGUCUUCCUGACCAUCUAUGGGGAGGAAUAUGGGGACACGGGAGAGCGGCCCCUAAAGAAGUCGGACAAGUCCAACAAGUUUGAGCAGGGGCAGACAGACACCUUCACCAUCUACGCCAUUGACCUUGGCCCCCUGACCAAGAUUCGGAUUCGCCAUGACAACUCGGGCAACAGACCAGGCUGGUUCCUGGACAGAAUAGACAUCAUUGACAUGAAAAACGAGAUCACGUACUACUUUCCAUGCCAGCGCUGGCUGGCAGUGGAGGAGGAUGAUGGCCAGCUGUCCAGGGAGCUGUUGCCAGUGGAUGAGUCCUAUGUGCUGCCACCAAGCGAGGAUGAGGAGGGUGGGGGAGAUGACAACAACCCCCUCGACAACCUGGCCCUGGAGCAGAAAGAUAAAUCUACCACAUUCUCAGUGACCAUAAAGACCGGGGACAAGAAGAACGCGGGCACCGAUGCCAAUGUCUUCAUCACACUCUUUGGCACUCAAGAUGACACUGGAAUGACCCUCCUGAAAUCCUCCAAGACAAACAGUGACAAGUUUGAGAGGGACAGCAUCGAAAUCUUCACAGUGGAGACCCUGGACCUGGGAGAUCUGUGGAAAGUCAGGAUCGGCCAUGACAACACAGGCAAGGCUCCAGGCUGGUUUGUAGACUGGGUAGAGGUGGACGCCCCAUCCCUUGGAAGGUGCAUGACAUUCCCCUGUGGCCGCUGGUUGGCCAAGAAUGAAGACGAUGGUGCCAUCGUCAGGGACCUCUUCCACGCGGAACUUCAGACAAGGCUGUAUACACCAUUUGUCCCUUACGAGAUCACCCUCUACACCAGUGAUGUCUUUGCCGCUGGGACAGACGCCAACAUCUUCAUCAUCAUCUAUGGCUGCGAUGCCGUGUGCACCCAGCAAAAGUACCUAUGUACCAACAAGAGGGAGCAGAAGCUGUUCUUUGAGAGGAAGUCCGCCUCCCGCUUCAUAAUGGAGUUAGAAGACGUGGGAGAAAUCAUUGAAAAAAUUCGGAUUGGCCAUGAUAAUACGGGCAUAAAUCCUGGUUGGCACUGCUCCCACGUGGACAUCCGCAGGCUCCUCCCAGAUAAAGAUGGCACAGAGACCUUGACCUUCCCUUGUGAUCGAUGGCUUGCCACCUCAGAGGACGACAAGAAGACCAUUCGAGAACUGGUCCCUUAUGAUAUCUUCACUGAGAAAUACAUGAAAGAUGGGUCUUUAAGGCAAGUCUACAAGGAAGUGGAAGAGCCUCUGGACAUUGUGCUGUACUCGGUGCAGAUCUUCACAGGAAACGUUCCCGGGGCAGGGACGGACGCCAAGGUCUACAUCACCAUCUAUGGAGACCUCGGGGACACGGGAGAGCGGUACCUCGGCAAGUCAGAGAACCGCACCAACAAAUUCGAGAGAGGAACGGCCGACACCUUCAUCAUCGAGGCUGCUGACCUGGGUGUCAUCUACAAGAUCAAGCUCCGCCACGACAACACCAAAUUGUGUGCAGACUGGUACGUGGAGAAGGUGGAGAUCUGGAACGACACCAACGAGGACGAGUUCCUGUUCCUGUGUGGGCGCUGGCUGUCCCUGAAGAAGGAGGACGGGCGGCUCGAGAGGCUCUUUUAUGAGAAGGAGUACACUGGGGACCGGAGCAGCAACUGCAGCAGCCCCGCUGACUUCUGGGAGAUCACCCUGAGCUCCAAGAUGGCCGAUGUCGACAUCGCCACAGUGACAGGGCCCAUGGCUGACUACGUUCAGGAAGGCCCAGUUAUUCCCUACUAUGUGUCAGUCACCACGGGGAAGCAGAAGGACGCAGCCACCGACAGCCGGGCCUUCAUCUUCCUCAUCGGAGAGGAUGACGAGCGCAGUAACCGCAUCUGGCUGGACUAUCCCCGAGGGAAGAAGGGCUUCAGCUGCGGCUCAGUGGAGGAGUUCUAUGUUGCAGGCUUGGAUGUGGGCGUGAUCAAGAAAAUAGAGGUGCUCUAUGAAAUGACGGUGUGGACGGGUGACGUGGUUGGUGGUGGCACCGACUCCAACAUCUUUAUGACCCUCUACGGCACCAACGGCAGCACAGAAGAAGUGCAGCUGGACAAAAAGAAGGCCAGAUUUGAGCGAGAGCAGAAUGACACCUUCAUCAUGGAGAUUCUGGACAUCGGCCCGUUCACCAAGAUGCGGAUCCGAAUUGAUGGCCUGGGCAGCCGGCCCGAGUGGUUCCUGGAGAGGAUCCUCCUGAAGAACAUGAACACUGGAGACCUGACCAUGUUCUACUACGGAGACUGGCUGUCCCAGCGGAAGGGCAAAAAGACCCUGGUGUGUGAGAUGUGUGCCGUCAUCGACGGGGAGGAGAUGAUGGAGUGGACUUCCUAUACCGUCUCAGUGAAGACCAGUGACAUCCUGGGAGCGGGCACCGAUGCCAAUGUGUUCAUCAUCAUCUUUGGGGAGAAUGGGGACAGCGGGACCCUGGCCCUGAAGCAGUCUGCCAACUGGAACAAGUUCGAGCGGAACAGCACCGACACAUUCAACUUUUCCAACAUGCUGAGCCUGGGCCACCUCUGCAAGCUGAGGGUCUGGCACGACAACAAAGGGAUAUUUCCUGGCUGGCACCUGAGCUAUGUCGAUGUGAAGGACAAUUCCCGCGAUGAGACCUUCCGUUUCCAAUGUGACUGCUGGCUCUCCAAGAAUGAGGGCGACAGGCAGACAGUCCGUGACUUUGCCUGUGCCAACAAUGAGAUCCACGAUGAGCUGGAGGAGACCACCUAUGAGAUCAUCAUAGAAACCGGCAACGGAGGCGAAACCAGGGAGAACGUCUGGCUCAUCCUGGAGGGCAGGAAGAACCGAUCCAAAGAGUUUCUCGUGGAAAAUUCUUCUAGACAGCGGGCCUUUAGGAAGGGGACCACGGACAUAUUUGAGUUUGACAGCGUCUAUCUGGGAGACAUUGCCUCCCUCUGCGUGGGCCACCUCGCCAGGGAGGACCGGUUCAUCCCCAAGAGAGAGCUGGUCUGGCACGUCAAGACCAUCACCAUCACCGAGAUGGAGUACGGCAACGUGUAUUUCUUCAACUGCGACUGUCUCAUCCCCCUCAAGAGGAAGAGAAAGUACUUUAAGGUUUUUGAGGUCACCAAGACGACGGAGAGCUUCGCCAGCAAGGUCCAGAGCCUCGUGCUGGUCAAGUACGAGGUCAUCGUGACGACGGGCUAUGAGCCGGGGGCGGGCACCGACGCCAACGUCUUCGUGACCAUCUUUGGGGCCAACGGCGACACGGGCAAGCGGGAGCUGAAGCAGAAGAUGCGCAACCUGUUCGAGAGGGGAAGCACCGACCGCUUCUUCCUGGAGACGCUGGAGCUGGGCGAGCUGCGCAAGGUGCGGCUGGAGCACGACAGCAGCGGCUACAGCUCCGGCUGGCUGGUGGAGAAGGUGGAGGUCACCAACACCAGCACCGGCGUGGCCACCAUCUUCACCUGCGGCAGGUGGCUGGACGCGAAGCGGGGCGAUGGGCUCACCUGGAGAGACCUCUUCCCUUCCGUCUGAGGGCUAGAGGCCCUCGCUCCCCCUUCCCACCAACUUGUCCCAACCACACCCGCUACCCCCCACCUUUGCUUUCAGCAGUCCUUUCCCGAAAGCCUCCUGGAGCUGGGACUGGGGGCCAGAGCUCCAUGGUCCUUCA